AAUUCCGAGGGCACCUGUGAGUCUGGAGACAGUGAUUCGGGCGGAGAGGAUGACGACGAAGAGGAGGUUGUUGAGGAGGACGAGGAAGACGAGGAAGCAGACGACGAUGAGGAUGAGGAAG
Messenger RNA from Dibothriocephalus latus, 121 nucleotides. Lineage: Eukaryota; Metazoa; Platyhelminthes; Cestoda; Diphyllobothriidea; Diphyllobothriidae. The record is from the annotation of a GenBank genome assembly.